Molecule: messenger RNA, 1997 nt
Organism: Gossypium raimondii (Peruvian cotton)
Lineage: Eukaryota; Viridiplantae; Streptophyta; Magnoliopsida; Malvales; Malvaceae
Product: floral homeotic protein APETALA 2
Exons: 9
Coding region: 334-1758 (474 amino acids)
Biological process (GO): regulation of DNA-templated transcription
Molecular function (GO): DNA-binding transcription factor activity; DNA binding
Source: RefSeq, a predicted model, not a curated record
UGUGGAUGCUGUAAUGGUUUUUAUGUUCUUACAAAGAUCUUCAAGCUUCGUUCUUUAAUCUUCUUCUACUCUAUACUUACUUUUUAGCUUAGCUGAUUAACUCUCUCAUAGGCUUUUCCUUUUUUUUUUUUUUUUUUGUUCUUUCAGCUUUUCCUUGGAAAAUCACUGGCUUUGAUGUUCAUUUUUUAAUAUUUAAUUUCAGCUUUUAUGAUAGUUUUUUUUCUUCGUUUAAAGUAGAUUAUGAUCAUUUUUUUUUGAGAAUUUUCUGCUUUGAAAAUAUAUAGUAUCUUCGCGAUUUUUAGUAGCUGAAAAAGUUUGUGAAGUGAAAAAAAAAUGUGGGAUCUUAACGAUUCUCCUGAUCGUUCAAGAGGCGAGGAAUCGGAAGGGUGUUCAUCGCCGGUAGACGGCGAAGAAGGGAAGGGUAAACGGGUUGGAUCCGUUUCGAAUUCGAGUUCUUCCGCCGUGGUGAUCGAGGAUGGAUCAGAGGAAGAAGAUGCAGCAGCUUUAAAGAAACGAAACAGUAACAUGAUUUUUGGGUUCUCGGUGCCUGUCGAGAGCGGUGGACCAGCUCCGGUGACUCGUCAGUUUUUUCCACUUGACCAAGACCCAGAAAUGAGGGCAGUUCCCACCGGAACUGCACAAGGGUUCCCUAUGGCUCACUGGGUCGGAGUCAAAUUCCGGCAAUCGGAACCACUCGCCGUUGCUAAAUCCGUUGAAGCUACAAAUCCCAUGAAAAAAAGCAGAAGAGGACCAAGGUCAAGAAGCUCUCAAUAUAGAGGUGUUACUUUCUAUAGAAGAACCGGCAGAUGGGAAUCUCAUAUUUGGGAUUGUGGAAAACAAGUUUAUUUAGGUGGAUUUGACACAGCACAUGCAGCAGCAAGAGCAUACGAUAGGGCAGCAAUCAAAUUCCGGGGAGUUGAAGCUGAUAUAAAUUUCAGCAUUGAAGAGUAUGAAGAAGAUUUGAAACAAAUGAGUAACUUAACGAAGGAAGAAUUUGUGCAUGUACUUCGUCGACAAAGCACUGGGUUCCCUAGAGGAAGUUCUAAAUAUAGAGGAGUAACCUUGCAUAAAUGUGGAAGAUGGGAAGCUAGAAUGGGUCAAUUUUUAGGCAAAAAAUAUGUUUAUUUAGGCUUGUUUGAUACCGAGAUUGAAGCUGCAAGGGCUUAUGACAAAGCUGCAAUUAAGUGCAAUGGGAAAGAUGCUGUAACUAAUUUUGAUCCUAGUAUAUAUGAUAAUGAGCUUCACAACGGUGAAACAUCAUCAUGUAAUGGUAGGGAUCACAACCUUGAUUUGAGCUUAGGGAAUUCAACUUCAAAGCAAAAUAAUUUAGAAUUUGGUGGUGUUGAUAAGCAAAAUGCAAUGGUGGAUCAACAUAGUUGGGGCUAUAGGUCUAAGCAAAAUCUGCAGCAGGGACCUUGGGGAAAUGAUGAUACAAUGCAGCUUUUGAACCAAACACAGAUUCAAUAUUCUCAAGCUUCAAUUAAGUCCAUUGGACAACGGAACAGACCUACUGAUAACCAUACGUUCAACAUUCAUCCUCCACAUUUUAAUCCGUAUCGGAUUCAUUAUCCAAGCAACAACAACAAUGGAGUUCAAAUAGGGAGUGAUCUUUCAUUGUCGACUAAUGAUCAUCAUCAUCAACAAUGGCAAUCAACGGGAUCUCACCAACUGUGUUUACAAAUGGUGCAGCAUCAUCAGGAUUCCCAUGGCAGACUAGACCUUCCAAAGCUAAGAAAAAUGGGUUCCACUCACUCAUGAGAAAACCACUAUACACACCAUAUUUUAUCAUCCACCAUUGUUGGUUAAUCUCUAUGUAAAGAUCAAUGCAUUGAGUUGCACUCCAUUUUUUUUUACUCAAUUUUCUUAGUUAACCCAUAGGGAGAAUUACAAAAAUUAUUCCCCCCCCAAAAAAAGCAUUAUUGGUCAAAAUCACUAACAAAGCAACUAAAACAAAUGAUCUUUUCCAUUGUCUUCAAUAAAUUUGCUUUGCCUUCUUA